Oryzias latipes (Japanese medaka) is the source of this 1384-nucleotide messenger RNA. It is a transcript of the gene dhrsx, whose product is annotated as dehydrogenase/reductase (SDR family) X-linked. NCBI's taxonomy places the organism in Eukaryota, Metazoa, Chordata, Actinopteri, Beloniformes, Adrianichthyidae. The record is from RefSeq and is a predicted model, not a curated record.
GGUACUUCCGGGGGGCGGCUCCGCGCCAUGACGGGGCGGAGCCACGGUUGGUCUUUAAGCGGCCCGGCUCCGGAUCCGGACCGCUUUUGGAGAAGCGGGACUAUGUGGCUGCUGGCGGUUCUGGUUCCGCUGUUGCGGCUGUACCUGUGCGGGAUGAAGGUCCUCUGGUACCAGAUGAGGCACCGCUCCUUCCGGCUGCCGGUCCUGCCACAACAAAAGGGGAGGGUGGCCAUUGUGACGGGGGGCACCAGAGGGAUGGGCCUUGAGACGGCGAGACACCUGGCAGGUCUGGGCAUGCGUGUGAUCAUCGCUGGAAACGAGAGAGAAGAGGGGUCGGCGGCCAUCAGGACGAUCAAUGCGGAGAGCGGUGAAGGACAAGCUGAGUUCAUGUUUGUGGACCUGACGUCUCUGAAGUCGGUGAGACAUUUCGCGCAGGCCUUCAGGGACACGGGUCUACCUCUCCACGUGCUGGUCAAUAACGCCGGAACCAUGCUGGUUCCAGAGAGACGGACGGAGGACGGCUUUGAGUUCCACUGGAGCCUCAACUACCUCGGCCACUUCCUGCUGACCAACCUGCUGCUGGACCUGCUGAAGAGCUCAGGGGGGCGGGGCUGCUGCUCCCGGAUCAUCAACAUGUCCUCCGCCACGCACUACGCCGGGGAGCUCCACCUGGACGACCUGAACAGGAGGAUCUGCUACAGUUCCCAUGGAGCUUACGCCCAGAGCAAGCUGGCUCUGGUCCUCUUCACCUACUACCUGCAGGAGCAGCUCAGUGCCGGUGGCUUCCCCGUCACCGCCAUCGCCGUGGACCCCGGCAUGGUGGACACGGCGCUCUACGACAACCUGUGGACCCUGGCGCAGAUGCUGAAGAGGCCGGUGGCUAAGAUUCUGUUCAGGACGCCAGCAGAGGGCGCCUCCAUCUCCGUCUACGCCGCUGCAGCCGCAGAAAUGGAGGGGGUGGGCGGCUGCUACCUCUACAACGGCCGGAAGACCCGAUCCUCUGAGUCGUCCUACGACCCCGAGCUGCAGGAGCAGCUGUGGAAGAAGAGCUGCCAGCUGGUGGGGCUGUAGGGACCCACAGCUGACGGGGACCCUCGCCCUGACAUUUUACCACAGGCUCCGUGGGUUUUAGAUAAAUGGACCUUCAAGCAGACGCUCCUGGUUGGUGAACCGUCUGCAGAUGUUCAGAUGCUGGUGGGCGGAGCUUAGUCACGGUUCCUCACAUCCCUGAUGUUUCUCAGCCCCGUUCCUCAGAACGGAACCCCCCAUGACGGAGUCCAUACGAACCCCUGGUCCAGCUGAAGCUGCUGACUGACGCCUGGGAACCAAUCAGAAGACGCUCUUUGAUGUCUGUGAUCAAUAAAGUUUCUUAUUUUGAAUUGGA